AUGGGCAGUUUGCUGAGCGGAGUCAGCUUCAAGGAGCCCACCACGGUGGAGGACUGUGACUCGACCUGGGAGACGGAUUCGGAGCCGGAGCUGCAGGACCCCGGCGGGGAAGAAGGGCCACCGCUGGAGCAGGAGGGCGGCGGCGGCGGCGAGGGCGACGACGACCCAGCGGAUGACCGGCAGCAGCGGCGGCGACAGCAACAGCAGCAGCAGCAGCCGCCGCCGCCAGAGGAACCGCUCCCUGCGACAGGCGACCGGCCGGAAGCCGCCGAGAACCGCGAAGGGGCUGCCGAGGAGGAGGAGAAGGCAGGAGGAGACGGGGUGGCCGAAGAAGACGAAGCCGAGGGCAGGGAGCAGGGAGAGACCGAAGCCCCCGGGCCCGAACAGGGGGAUGAUUCAGUUGAUGCAACGGCUAAACCAAAGAGAAGUUUUUAUGCUGCAAGAGACUUAUAUAAAUAUCGUCAUCAAUAUCCACAGAACUUUAAAGAAUUGAGAUACCAGAAUGAUUUGUGCAACCUCCGCUUUUACAAGAACAAAAUUCCCUUUAAACCUGAUGGGGUUUAUAUCGAAGAGGUCCUGAAUAAAUGGAAAGGAGAUUAUGAAAAGUUGGAACACAAUCACACUUACAUACAAUGGCUGUUUCCACUCAGAGAGCAAGGACUGAAUUUCUAUGCAAAAGAAUUAACAACCUGUGAAAUUGAGGAGUUCAAAAAAACGAAAGAAGCGAUCCGAAGAUUCCUGUUAGCUUACAAGUUGAUGCUGGAGUUUUUUGGGAUAAAAUUAAUCGAUAAAACUGGGAAUGUGGCACGAGCUGCUAACUGGCAAGAAAGAUUCCAGCACUUGAAUGAAUCCCAACAUAAUUACCUGAGAAUCACCCGGAUUCUGAAGAGCCUCGGUGAACUUGGUUAUGAGAGUUUCAAGCCUCCUCUUGUGAAAUUGAUUCUUCACGAGGCUCUGGUGGAAGAAACCAUCCCCAAUAUUAAACAGAGUGCUCUGGAAUAUUUUGUGUACACCAUUAGAGAUCGAAGAGAGAGGAGAAAGCUCCUACGGUUUGCCCAACAGCACUACACGCCUUCUGACCAUUUCAUAUGGGGGCCACCGAGGAAACAGAAGCCGGAAGGAAGCAAACCAAGUAAAAAGCUGGCUUCACCCGUGUCCCUUCGUAACAGCUCUACUUGUAAACAUAAAAAGACAAAAGAUCUUAAGAACGUGUCUGAAAUUUGUAACUCGAGGAAUAAAACCAAUGACGAGAAAAAGACAGAGCAUAUUAAAAAUGGUACAGAUAGUGAUCAGAGUAAGAAAACCAGCUCCCCCGAAGUUGUUAAGCAGGGCAGUGUGGUAAAAAAUAGUAGUGCUGAGUGUCAGAACUCUAAAAUGGACAUUGUCGAGCCUUUGAAUCAGAAGGAGACUAUUUCUCACUUAAAAAAACAUAAAGGCAAAAACAAGGAAAACGUUAGCCAAGACUGCAAACAUUUGGAAGAUACAGAAAAAGAUUCAUGUGAGACUAAAAACAAUUCAACAAAUAUGUCAUCAGAUAUGCAAGACAAUAUAUGUAAGGAUAAAAACCUGGCAAGCUCAUCUGUAAGAAAUAAAGAGUGA
Protobothrops mucrosquamatus (brown spotted pit viper) is the source of this 1599-nucleotide messenger RNA. It is a transcript of the gene OGFRL1, whose product is annotated as opioid growth factor receptor like 1. Gene Ontology annotation, molecular function: opioid growth factor receptor activity. Lineage: Eukaryota; Metazoa; Chordata; Lepidosauria; Squamata; Viperidae. Gene Ontology annotation, cellular component: membrane. The record is from RefSeq and is a predicted model, not a curated record. The transcript has 8 exons. Bases 1 to 1599 code for a protein of 532 amino acids.